This is a messenger RNA of Zea mays, 4304 nucleotides long. RefSeq lists its product as uncharacterized. Gene Ontology annotation, biological process: regulation of defense response to fungus. The transcript has 3 exons. The record is from RefSeq and is a predicted model, not a curated record. NCBI's taxonomy places the organism in Eukaryota, Viridiplantae, Streptophyta, Magnoliopsida, Poales, Poaceae. Bases 593 to 3880 code for a protein of 1095 amino acids.
CACGCAAUAUGCAAGGGCGAAUGGGUUAAACGAAACGAAACGAAACCCAGCAAGCAACCAAGCAAGUAGUCAGCCGGUCAGGGGGACACGGGGGACGGAGCCCGCCGCACAGCAAAGCUCCGACCUUGCGCCGCCACGUUUGUCUUGUCCCACCCACCACCUCCUCCACUCCCCGCCCCCGGCGCCCCUGCACGCCGUCCCAUUUCUCUCGUCCCCCCUCCUCCUCCCCUUCCCCUACCAUCUCAGUGGCGGCGGGGCUAGGGCUCUCCUUCUCCGUUCCUCCCUCAAUCCUCCUCCCCUCCUCCCUCUCGCAUCCAGUCAAACUCCAGCCAGCCAAAACCAGCAGCCUCGACCAGGCCGCCGGCAGGCCGACCGAUUGAUCGGUGUGGAUCGAGUCGAGGGAAGGAGGCAACGGGCUACAGGACCAAGUCCAGCACCCAGGCGCAAAAACUUCCUGAGCAGGAUCAUGCCUUCUUGCCCUCGGGGAAGAAGCGCCAAAGCAGGGGAAGGAAGGAUUUGUGCCAUCUGACUCCAGUGCCUGCAUUCUAGACUCCCAAGCUCGAACACAGGCCAGGGAAGGGAAGCGGUGGCCAUGGAACCUCACAGCCUGCGGUUCGUCAGGUGCCCGAAAUGCCACCAGCUCCUCGUCGAGUACCCCUCCAUUCCUGUCUACAAGUGUGGCGGCUGUGGCACGGUUCUCAGAGCGAAACAUCGGGCUGCCCCUGCAGCACGAGCUGGUUCAGAAUCUGGGGAGCACAGCACCGGCUCUCCGUGUAGCCUGAACGGCUCCCCUAGCCAGAGUAGCGGAUCGAUCUGCUCGGGCGAACAGAGAGCUGGCUCCUCUGUUGAUCGGCCUCAUGAGGCCACGGCUCAUGGAAGCAUGUCCUCCGCUGCCAACAACAUCGACUCGUGUGACGGCACAGUCCAUGAAAGAACCAUGUCUGCAGCAGAUAGUGGUGUAACCCAUGCCGAGCAUCCGGAGGAGGGCAAGUGCUCCUUAGCUGAUGAUGGAAAUAUCCAGAAGUCUGGGGUUAUGGUCAAAGAAAAAGAGACACAUGGACAAAACGCUGGGGCUAGUUUGGAUUUAACUGAAAGAGUUGAGAAUGUUGACACUGGUGAAAAGGCGAGCGGAGGUAAAAUCGGUGAUAUUGGCACUAGUCAACUGAGCAUGACACUGUAUGAGAAAAGUCAGGCUGCUCACAGGGAGGAGAGGCCACGCAGGUAUGAAGGCGUGCAUGUUGAGUCUCACAAAGCUCUGAUCGAAGAGUUGGAGAGGUCUCUUUCGUUCAGCAGUGAGGAUGACUACUUCUCGGACGAAGCAGAAAGCAGUGGCCUCAGUGAUGCUCUGCGUAACCAAAUGGGUAGCCGCAGGUUUAUGCUAGGGGGCAGAGUGAAUGAUGCGCCCCGAAGCGAUCCACAUGGUCGAUUGAUUGAAGAACUAGAGAUGUCUUUCAGCGAUGCAGAAGAGCCAUUGGAGCAGCAUGCUAUGGGUUCAGAGAGAGUUCAUGGAAAUGUGCUUGACAAGGAUCCACAGAUCCUGAGUGAUAAAAGUGCACAUCCAUGUGAAGAAAGCCUCUCAUCAUUUGAGAGUGGACACCUCAAAUCUGAACAAACUCCUCACCAGGAAAGCAGGGCAAUAGGGGCAAUAGGCAAUGGCAAUCAAGGAAAUGAGCGUAUUGAAGAUAACAAUAAUACUGCCGACUCUGUUCAUGGGAGUGAGCAUAUUGUGAUUGACGAUGACAAAAUUGCAGAUAUAUUCCACGAGAAAGAACAUGAUAAGGAUUGCCAGCUUGCAAACACAGAAAGUGCAUACCCUUCUGAAGGAAGCACCUCUGCUGUCGAUGAUUGCAGUAUUGAAGUUCAGCAAAGUUUUCAACCAAAUGACCUGACAGCAGUCGAUGAGUGCAGUAUUGAAGUUCAGCAAAGUUUUCAACCAAAUGACCUGACAGCAGAUGUCAAUCAAGAAAUGGAAGAUGAUAAGAUAACCAAUGAUAACAUUGUACCUGCAGAUUCCCAUGAGAAAGAGCAUGAGAAUGAUAAUCUUAUUCAUGCGCCUGCAGAUGAAGACAUUUCAGAGAGAGUUGGUGUAAAUGAAGAGCUAACAGCAGAUGGCACUCAAGAAAUGGAAGAUGGCUUCAUGGAAGAUGACAACAUGAUCAAUUGUGUGCAUGACAAAGAUAAUUCUGUGCUUGCAGAUGAAAACAUUGCAGAGAAAGUUCAUAUGCAUGAAGAUUUAAAAACUGAUGGCACUCAGGAAAUGGAAGAGGGUUGUAUGGAAGACAGCAACAUGAGCAAUUGUAUUCAUGUCAGUGAUAAUCUUGUAUUUGCAGAUGAAGGCAUUGCAGAUAGAGUUCAUGGAAAUGAAGAGACAGCUGAUGGCGCUGGAGAAAAUGAACAGAGCCUAAUGGAAAAUGAAAAUGUGAAUGUUGCUGUUGCAGCUGAGUUCAUUGCGAAGAAGAUUCACGAGAAUGAGCAUGGUAGGGAUCAGCGGUCCCUGGAGGACGGAAGUGCACAGCUGUAUGAAGGAGUCAUCACUCCAUUCAGUGCCAGAUACGUUGAAUCUGAACAAAGUUUUCAACAAGAUGAGCCAAUACCUGAUGCCACUGAAGAAAAGGAAGAUGAUUUUAUGGAAGAUGGAAAUAUGGCCAACUGCAUUGAAGAAAGCAUGGCAGCUGUUGCUAGGUUCUCAAGCUUGCCAAAUAAGAGGAAUCAGUCCAAGUUAGCUAGCUUUAAUAAGAACAAAGAACAAAUGACCUACAGAUCUAGAGGUAGCCAACUUCGUCAGGGACGUUCACUUGAUUCUGAAGAUUUUGGUUCAAUUCAAAACUUCAUGGAGUCACAAAUGGAUGGCACCUCAAGUUCUCUCUCAAGCGGGUCUCCCAGUCGAGGCGAUCCGGUGCACAGAACAGCAAACAAGUUCAAUAAUAACUGUAGACACGAGCGCCUCAAAAAGAUGGAUGAACUAAGAGAUCAGCUAAGUAGGCUUUCGAGCCAGAAGAGCUCGGAGAGAAGUUACCAGAAGAGAGGCCUAGAGUACCAGCAACAAUCAAAUGGGUAUGACGUCGAGCACCAUAUUCAAAGUGUUGAUGGUGAUUCCGCUCCAAGUUCCUGUGCUCUAGAAUCCUAUUAUGGUCAUGGAAGGCCGCCAAGGUACCCACCACCACAAAAUCCUUUCUCUCCGACCCAUACAUACGCACAUUGCCAUUUUGGACAUGCCGAAACACGCCUACCACACAGUUAUGACCCAUGGGAGUUCAAUUCAUAUUACCAGUCCUCGUAUGCUGAAAGCACAAUACUGGACCAAGAAUCACUUAGGUCAAGCUACAAGGAGCAGAAACGGGUGGUGAGAAAGCAUAUCUUGCGGCCUCUGUCAGGUGCUUCCCCAUUCACUAUCUGCAACGGCUGUUUCAACCUGGUUCAAAUGCCAUCGGAUGUCUACAUAUCAAAAGCAAUGGUCGGCAAAAUGCAAUGCGGCAAGUGCUCCAAGGUUCUGGCAUUAUCAUUCCGUGCAGCAUACAAUGCAAAUGCAAAGAGUAGUGUGGAUGUGGCCCAAGAGUCAUACAACCUGGACGAUAGCGUAGUCGCUAAAAACGAGGAUAUUGCUUCUUAUUAUGCUGAGUGCCUAACAGGGGGUCCGGUUAGUAUCAGUGAAGACUAUGGAGCAUCGCACACAAGAAGCAUGCCUGCUCGAGCUGAGUCUAGUAGCCUUGCUGCCGCACAAAGUGGCAAGAAGGUCUCUGACUCGGCGCUCCAUCGGCUCAUGGGGUAUGAUUCAGCUAGCCAGUUGUUACGCCAUAGCAGGGUGUUUGAAGAUGGGUACGAGAGCUUCGAGUCGAUGGUGCCAGUUUCCAGCAGAGUGUCCAGAAGAAAGAACAAGUGAGGUUCUACUUCGAAGCGUGAAACCUUUUGCUCACCUUGCGAGUAAUCGUACAAAGGAGAAACAGUUUUGGAGUGCGGUCCAACCGUGCCGCAGAAGCCCGUCCUAUGAUCCGAAGGCAAGUUGGCAUCUUGCCAUCGAAUAGUUCCAUUAUUUUCUCAAAUAAGUUGGGAUGUUUGAAGCGAUUUUAGUUUUUUUUUGGUCAUAUUCUUUAGGUGUGGUGUAUAGAUAUAUUGCUUAUUCUUGUUGUAAAUUUGUUCAUAUCUGGUACUGGUAUAAUGACAACUAUUAAUACCACACAAUUGGCAAUCUCGUGGUCGGAUUUGAUUGUAUAGUCCGGAUACUGGUAGGUUCAGGUCUUUCACAACUCCCUGCAUGUUGAAUUAAGGCUCAGAAAUGCGAGCUGUAGACAUUGUAUUGACACUGA